This is a messenger RNA of Trichosurus vulpecula (common brushtail), 3944 nucleotides long. It is a transcript of the gene TRIB1, whose product is annotated as tribbles pseudokinase 1. NCBI's taxonomy places the organism in Eukaryota, Metazoa, Chordata, Mammalia, Diprotodontia, Phalangeridae. The transcript has 3 exons. Gene Ontology annotation, cellular component: nucleus. The coding region runs from base 744 to 1847 and encodes 367 amino acids. Gene Ontology annotation, molecular function: ATP binding; mitogen-activated protein kinase kinase binding; protein kinase activity. Gene Ontology annotation, biological process: regulation of MAP kinase activity; positive regulation of proteasomal ubiquitin-dependent protein catabolic process; protein phosphorylation. The record is from RefSeq and is a predicted model, not a curated record.
GGAAUCGUAGCACCUCAUUGCACAACCCGGCUUCCCAACUGUUUACAUAUAAUCGGACUGUGUGUAUACAGCGUGAGUCACUCGCUGGAGGAGGAGGAGGAGGUGGAGGAAGAGAAGAAGGAGGGCACAGCCUGGGAUCGGCGCACCGCACACACACUCGCUCACACUCAGUCACUCUCCCUCACCCAGCACGGAGGCUGAAGAGCGCGUAGGGGGAGAAGCGCCACCAAAAGUUGCCAAGGUGCCUUUGCCCGGAGACUGGCUUCGCGGUUCUGGGUUACUCGCUUGGCCAUCCACUGCCGCUUCCAAAGCUUCGCUCCGAGUCCCCGGCCAGCGGCUCCCCGGACCCGGAGCGUGAGGCGCGCUCUGCGCAGACCUUCCUCCGCCUGGAUUGUCUCUGCGGCGGCGGCGGCAGGAAGCCAUCCGAGCCAGCCAGCAGGGGCCACCGCGCACCGGGACUCUCGGGGGACCGCCUUCUUGAGCCGCCCCUUCGGGGUGCGGGAGAAGACGGAGCUGGCCCCCGGGCCGGCCGGUGGCUCCCCGGCCAGCCUCGGCUGCAACGUGGGCGCCCUAGAGCGGUUCUGGCUAGCUUUGCCCCCCGUGGGGGGUGAAAGCCAAAAGACCUCGAGAGACGCCCCGGGCUCGGCUGCAGCCGUCGGAUCUCCGGACCUCGGGGCCCCGCUCCCAAGCCCUUAUCGGAUCCUGGGAUUUAAAAGCCCUGCUCCACGGGCUCUGGGACCUGGAUGUGUUCCCUGCGCCCUGCCAUGAACCGCAACGUCCAGCCCCGCAGCCCGGGCCUGCUGCUCCCUGCCGCCCGGGGCUCCCCUUCCAAGCGCCUCCUGGACGGCGACGAGGCAGCCGCGGUGGCGGCCAAAUGCUUGCGGCUGUCCGAGUGCCCGAACCCUCCGGACUACCUCAGCCCCCCCAGUUCUCCCUGCACUCCCCCGCCCGCGCCCUCGCCUUCGGCGCCCGGCGGCAGCGCCCCGGGGCCCAGCCGGAUCGCCGGGUACCUUCUGCUGCCCAUGGCAGAACGGGAGCAUGUGUCCCGGGCGCUGAGCAUCCACACCGGGCAGGAGUUGCGCUGCAAGGUGUUCCCUAUUAAACACUACCAAGACAAAAUCCGGCCUUAUAUCCAGCUGCCAUCUCACAGAAAUAUCACAGGGAUUGUUGAAGUGAUUCUUGGGGACACCAAGGCAUAUGUCUUUUUUGAAAAGGACUUUGGGGACAUGCACUCCUACGUGAGAAAUCGCAAAAGGCUUCGGGAAGAGGAGGCCGCCCGGCUCUUCAAGCAAAUUGUCUCUGCGGUUGCCCACUGCCACCAAUCUGCCAUUGUGUUGGGUGACUUGAAGCUCAGGAAAUUUGUCUUUUCCACAGAGGAGAGGACGCAGCUCAGACUAGAAAGUCUCGAAGAUACUCACAUCAUCAAGGGAGAAGAUGAUGCCCUGUCGGACAAGCACGGCUGUCCGGCCUAUGUGAGCCCUGAGAUUUUAAACACAACAGGGACCUACUCCGGCAAGUCGGCGGACGUUUGGAGUUUAGGGGUGAUGCUCUAUACCCUUUUGGUGGGGCGCUACCCCUUCCAUGACUCAGACCCCAGUGCUCUCUUCUCCAAAAUCCGUCGUGGACAAUUCUGCAUCCCUGACCACAUAUCCCCCAAAGCCAGAUGCCUCAUUCGCAGUCUUCUGAGACGGGAGCCCUCCGAGAGACUCACAGCUCCAGAGGUCUUACUUCAUCCCUGGUUUGAGUCGGUUUUGGAACCUGGAUACGUAGACCACGAAACAGGAACGUCAGACCAGAUCGUUCCAGAACACCAGGAAGACAGUGACAUUAGUUCCUUCUUCUGCUAAUCCUAAAACCUCAAAAACCUCAUAAUUCUCACACAUGGCAUUUUUUUUUCUUUCAAGGGUUUCGUCUUUCCAUUUUUAUAGACGGGUAGAGCUUUAAGUAUGGUGACAACCAGAUAAGUGACAAUGUAAAUAAGCACAGCUGCUUUACUCAGAAUUCCUGAUCCUUAUGUUUUCUGUGCUGGGUGACAUUGCUGAGACAAACACUCUGAUUGGCCACCCUACAGAGCCUUUAUGGUUCUCAGGGAGUCCUCAUCUCUGAUUGGUUAGGUGCUGAGAUCUGCACCUUUUGCUGCUGGCAAAGGUUACGGCAGUGGAACAGAAUCACACUUUUACCAUGAAGCAAACUUGAAAAAUUUUAGAGGGAGAAUGAAUGAAUCCUUACAGCGGCUUUUGGUGUAUGUGUGGUCACUUACCUGGCAAUACCCAUAUUUUACCAAUGAGAUAAACUAUUGGUCCAACGAACCCGCCAUCUUUGCUGCUCUUUGGAUAGGUACCCUUUUGCCUUUGCAAGGGGCUGUGCUAUCCAAUUGGAAGUUUGCUAAACCUGCAUCUUCUCCUUAGACUCAUGUACCAACUGCUUUGCCCCAUUCCUUGAUCAGACUGUUUCAGGAAUACAAGAGCCUGCCCUGCUGCGUAAAUCCAGACUCAUUCCUCAAUUUCCUGUUAAGACCUCAUAUACACUAAUGCCUUCUCCUUGAACUUGAAAUGUUCCCCCCUUUCCUUCCUGACUCCCCCAUCUCUCCCUCUCCCUAGCCCUAGCUAUAAAAGUACUUACCAGCUAACCACGGAAAAAAAUCAUAAAAAGCUUCUGAACUCCUGGCUAUUUCAGAACUCUGAUCUCAGACAGAGAGACUGCAGUUUUGUGAAUAAUUUGAGUACUUGGAAGUGGUUAGCUUUUUUGGUUCCUCCCAAGUGCACUAGCAUCUCUUUCUGAGGCCGUUUCAGGGCUGGCCAUCUUGUCCUGGAGGAGAAGGAUCAGGAGUCCCCUGUGCAGCGAAAGUCAAAUAUGUCCUUUCAUCAGCAGGAAAUAUGGAAAUGUUUAGAAAGCGAGCCUUGGGUAGUCUUAGGAGAGCCUCAGACUGGUUUCUAGGAGUGUCCCUUCCCUGUUUAUCUGCCUCUAGCAGGUGUGUGUGUGUGUGUGUGUGUGUGUGUGUGUGUGUGUGUGUGUGUAUGUGUAUGUGUGUGUGUAUGUAUUUGUUUGCAUGAUGGUUGUUAAUAUUUCAGACUUUAUGUGGUUAAUAAAUCCAUGUAUCUGUGUCAUUGACUGCUAGGGUAGAAUAAGUAGGCCAAAUCCUACCUAAGAUUCCUGCUUUAUCUUUCCCGCAUGGCCCUCUUUUUUGCUUUGUCAAGAAAUGGCAACUUGUGUUAACAUAAAUCUAAAUGAAAUCUAAAACUAAAAGUUUUCAGUAAACUCCUGGGACAGUCCCAAAGAUGAGUUGGUUACACGGGUAAAUGGAACAUUUAUGUACAUAUAUAUGCACACACACAUGUGUGUACAUACAUACACACAUGUAUAUAUACACAUACAUGUAUGUGUGCAUAUAUGUGUAUUUUAUAUAUAUACACACACAUACACAUGGCACAGUAACGGCGUGGUCAUUUUACAACAGGGCUAAGCCUUGGCAAGCUGUCCAAUGCCUUGUGUGAGGGUGCCAUGGAUACCUCAUGUAUUGUGGACUUUGUCCAUAUGUUCGACCUUUUCUAUGUGUGUUCUAUGUGUUUUGUUGUCGUCUGAUCCUGAGGCUUUGUCGUCCUGUUUUUCGUCCAUGUCUGAAUAACCAAGGUGUCAAAACAAAGGUAAAUGUGAAUCUUUUGGCAAUACUAACUUGACAGAAUCAUGGGAAUUAGGGAGGAAUGCAGGGGAGGAAUGGAGCGGCCAGAGCCUCUGAUGCACUAACACUCUCGUGGUUGUGCGACAUUUGUGUGAUAUUUGUAUCUGUGAUACAGCCUAUGUGUAAAGAGUCUGUGUGUGCUGGCAGAACAGUCUGCCAGGGAAGCUAAUAACACUAUGUUGAUCCUGUAAAUAUGUAUAUAUGUGAAAAUGGACAUGAAUGUCUGACUUGUAGAGAAGUUUUAAUAAACCUGGUUUCAUAAAGA